AUGCUUGCGGGCAGCGCGGCUUCGCGAUUUUUUGAACAUGACCCAGAGCUGGCAGCCAUUUUUCAAGAACCAGUGACCAAACGCAUCGGUGUUGUGGAGUAUCAGGACAAACCACGGAAGGGAUUCUACAGACAUGAAAUACUGAAAACCUACAUGAGAAGGUACUACCCGACGCCUUCUAUGAGAUCAGAUCUUAUCGACAGUAUGAAUGUAGCAGUCAAGUUCAAUAUUCCUACAUAUUUUACACAUCAACCGGUCGACAAAAAACAGAAUAUGCAAAAAGCUCAAAACUAUCUAAAGUAUCUUGGUUCUACCAGAGGUUUUAUUUGUUAUUUCAACCGAGCCAGCAAAAGCACUACUUAUCGACAUGUGAUAGAAAGAAUGCGUUACUCCUUCAGAUGCUAUAUCAAGGAGCUCCAUGGGGUUUACCAAAGAGCGGAGCAUAUUCAUUUUCUAAACGAGAUCAUUUUCAUUAAAAACCUCCAAACCUACCCAUUCCCUAAAAGAUGGAUUGUACUCAUCGCGUUCUACCACAAUAUGCCGGAAUAUGAACGUCUUCUGGCAGCAAUCCGCGUUCUGACGGAUUACGAUGGGGAUCGUGCACCAGAAUUUGAAGCUGAAAUGUUUUGA
Messenger RNA from Caenorhabditis remanei, 630 nucleotides. RefSeq lists its product as uncharacterized. Lineage: Eukaryota; Metazoa; Nematoda; Chromadorea; Rhabditida; Rhabditidae. The coding region runs from base 1 to 630 and encodes 209 amino acids. The transcript is spliced from 7 exons. The record is from RefSeq and is a predicted model, not a curated record.